Messenger RNA from Trichoderma harzianum CBS 226.95, 3576 nucleotides. RefSeq lists its product as hypothetical. The transcript has a single exon. NCBI's taxonomy places the organism in Eukaryota, Fungi, Ascomycota, Sordariomycetes, Hypocreales, Hypocreaceae. The coding region runs from base 1 to 3576 and encodes 1191 amino acids. The record is from RefSeq and is a predicted model, not a curated record.
AUGUCUUCCGCAUCGGCCACCGCCCAAGGCUUCUCCGUGCCUCUCGACACCGACAACCCUCUGGCCCUCGACAACGACUUCUCCUUCGACCCUGAACCCCGCAAUCCCGCUGCCGGCCAGCAGCGACAGUACCAGCAGCAGCAUCAACAACAGCAGCGCUCAUCCAUCGACUCCAACCUGCUGUCGCCUUUCCUAUCCCGCGUCAACAGCGACUCUCUCUCGCCCGCGAACCCUUCAGAAACGCCUGCCGGGUCCACCUCAACCUUGAGCAUCUACCAGUCCAGCGACUUCAGUGACUUUGACGACGACCCUUUUUUCGGUGCCAACUUUACCAAUCCCGACGUCGGCACGCCGUCUUUCCUCGACGACCAGAGCGUAUGGGACCUCUCACUCAACAACACCCCACCAGUUGAGCCUCAGCAGGAACACAAUGCCAACGACGACUCUUAUCCUCUAACACCGGACCAAACUGCCUCUGUCCACACACUGUCGCCGCGAAGUGAAGAGAGAACGACACUCACGCGACCCGAUCAGCAUCAGCUACCAAGCUCCAUCUCACCGCAGGAGCUCCAGAAAGCCUUCAAACCCAACCCCCUCGUCAUCCCGCCGCCUCAGUUGACCCCAAGCCAGACAGACAGUGGACGAUCCAGCGAGGACGGCCUGGCCCCCGCUCCUGUCGAUAUGCGGUGUCAGAGUCCUCGUGUCACCAUCUCAGUCUGGGACAAGGACAACAACGGACCUGUCCACACUGUUGAGCGUUCUUUUGAAGAUAGCCCCUCCACGGUGCGUGGCGGUCUCGAAUCCGCAGGAGACUUGAUCACAUCGUCUGUAAACCAAGGGCAAAGCCAAGCUGCUAUGGCUGCCACUGCUACUAGAGAUUCCAUGGGCCAAUGGCGGCGUGACCCUGCCACCGGCCUCGCUGGCUUGGACCCAAAGAGGCGGCCUGGAGAGGAGAUUGCGAGCAUCAAUGAGAUUAUCAAUCGCCGUGAGAUUGAAGAGAAGAACCAGGAAGUCGGCAAAUGGCUUACUGGCAACCUCGAUGAGACUAGCCUCCCAGACAAGUCCGCAGAUAUCAGCGCCACAGAAGAAGAGAACCGUAACAGCAACGAUGGCAUACCUCUUGGUGACCAGACUGAGAACAAAUACAUUCCCGGGCAAACCUAUUAUUCCCCCAAUGGGGCUGGACAGAUGUCGGACGAAGACUAUGAUAUCAUCUAUGCCAAUCGCGGAUGGGCUGAUGCUCCCAUUCUACACUCCAUCAGAAGUGGUGGCCAGAGCCGCCAUCAACCCCAGAGCUCACAAGCUGCCAUUGACCGCUUUGAGAGGAUGUGCCGUGACAAUGAUUCCAUCAUCUCCCGAGCCGCAACCUGGGGCACACGCCGACGCAGCUUGCCCAGCGUCGUCGACCUCGAUAUUGAGGGCAUCACUAGUGGUAACUUCUUGAAGAAGCUCUCCCUUAGUCGAGGUGGCGAUAAAAGCAACAGAUCCGGCAGUCUCUUGAAAGACCUUCGCGGCCUCGUCCGGCGCCCUAGCGGCUCUCACAUGCGAAAGCGCUCUCGCGGUGGACAAGGCGAGGCUGUGGAGGAGCAGCCUGAGCCUUCGCCAACCCAGAAUAAGCGCGAUAGCAUGCCGCAUCUAUCUCCCAUGACACGCACGUCCAGCUGGGGCAAGAAGCACCAGACUCCCAGUAUUAACACCGCCUUAGUCUCAAUGGGCCAGAACUUUGCCUCCAUUGGUACCACGCACUCGCGCGCUGGGUCUAUCAGCACGAUUCCGACUGCGCCCUCCUCCAAAGGUCCUCUGUCCGGCCUCAGUGUCAGGAAUUCAUUGAGGCGGCCGCGAAGCAAAUCAGACUUGCCCAAGCCAUCGCCAUCCUCCUCUGCCAACAACAAUGACAACGCCGGUGGUGCGCACUCUAGCCUCGCCGACAUGUGGAGGAAGUCGGGCGGACCACCUGUGGCGGUUCUCAGACAGGCUCCCGUCGAUCCAGACGAGGAUGACGACGACGACGACGAUUUCUACGAAGACAACGACAUGAAGAUGAACCCCAACAUCAUUGACGAUAUUGCGCCCAACUUUGCCGGCUUCCAACAGCACAUCCAGACUUUGAACCCGGGACUACCACCAACUCAUGGCUACCUCGUAGAUCGCAUUGCUCACCAGCAAAUUAUCAGAUACAAGCAGCUGCUCAACAAUAAGGUCAAGCAUCUUGGCCUCGGUGCCAACUGCCCUUGCGGCUCUCUCUGCUUAGCACUUGGCGGCUCAGCCAAUGUACUGACCGGAAAGGGAGACAGCAAUGGCACCAAGGGACUGGACACCUUGUCGGCUCAUUACGACGACGACGACGAUGUCACACCGACUGAGGGUGCCAUUAACCAGGAAAGCUUCCCCACCGACAUUCCCAUGCCGCCUACGCAGCACCUGCCGGCCGAGUUCGAAUGUCAGUUAUGCUAUCAGAAGAAGAAGUUCCUUAAGCCGUCCGACUGGACCAAGCACGUGCAUGAAGACGUGCAGCCCUUUACGUGCACGUGGGACAAGUGCCGGGAUCCCAAGAUCUUCAAGCGCAAGGCCGACUGGGUCCGUCAUGAAAAUGAGGGCCAUCGUCACUUGGAGUGGUGGACGUGCGAUGUCGAGGACUGCCGGCACACAUGCUACCGCCGCGACAAUUUCCUGCAGCACCUUGUCCGUGAGCACAAGUUCCAGGAGCCCAAGGUGAAGACCAAGGCGGCCAUGAAGAAGGCCGGCGCAAUUGAUCCGACAUGGCACAAAGUUGAGCAGUGUCACGUGGAAACGAGCAAGCAACCACACGAAGAAGCGUGCAGGUUCUGCGGCAAGGUCUUUCCGACGUGGAAGAAGUUGACUGUCCACCUGGCCAAGCAUAUGGAGCAAAUCUCGCUUCCUGUGCUGCGCUUGGUGGCGGCCAAGGCAAAGGAACUGGCGGCGGAUACCAUCAUCAGCCCAGUCCAGGACCCCCCUCCACGGCAUGACAUUCCACUCAUGUCAGAGCAAAAAUCACCUGCAGCCAUUCGGUAUCCAGAAAAUGGCCAGCAGCAACAUCAGCUUUCGCCAGCGCCGCCAAUGGCUCCUCAGCAGGCAAUGCAGUAUGCACAGGCUCCUAACCAGUUUUAUCCCUUGAUGCCCCCGGGACAACCGUAUCAACCCUUCUAUUCUCCUCCUCAAUUCGAAAGCAUAGGCCAAAGCCUGCACUCGACCCAGUCAAUGGCCCCCAGCCCGCUCGCCUACGACCCCGGCCGGCGGGUUCAGGACCUGCCCGUCACUUCGGCUCCGUAUGUGCAGGGGUCGAACCCGUAUACCGCCAUGACAAUGGCAAAUGAGGUGGAGCCAUUCCCACCCCUGAAUGCGCUGGGUCUGCAAAACGUGCCCGUCCCGGUAAACGCUGUGCCCCCUAUGGGCGCGCAGAUGGCAUACGACAACAUGAUGGACCCUUCAAGCGUGCACGGCAGCCCGUUUAGCGGGCAUGAAACAUUAUCGACUUAUUCACACUCUCCUCACCAGGGCGCCAUUCAUCUAGAUACCAAGAGCUGGGAUGAUAGACAAGCCUCUGGAUAUUAUUGA